This is a messenger RNA of Crotalus tigris (Tiger rattlesnake), 1191 nucleotides long. Its product is annotated as carbohydrate sulfotransferase 9-like. Gene Ontology annotation, molecular function: sulfotransferase activity. The record is from RefSeq and is a predicted model, not a curated record. Bases 147 to 1073 code for a protein of 308 amino acids. Gene Ontology annotation, biological process: carbohydrate biosynthetic process; proteoglycan biosynthetic process. Gene Ontology annotation, cellular component: membrane. NCBI's taxonomy places the organism in Eukaryota, Metazoa, Chordata, Lepidosauria, Squamata, Viperidae. The transcript is spliced from 4 exons.
GGAAGGAGGAGAAGAAAGAGAAGGUUAGGUAAUUGUGAAGCUGCUGUCCAAGUAAGAGUUCCUUUUCCCCUUAUAUCUUAAAAGUUACCAUAAAACAGCCAAUAUAAAGGUGCAUAAAACCGCAUUUGGCCUGUUAGGAAACCAUAAUGACUCACCUGCUUGAAAAGUUGUUCAUGUUUCUCCUGCUGGGUGUACUGCUUGGAUUAUUUUUUCCUAUUCAAUGGCACACAAAAAUAACAGAUCAUAAAGAAGAUUGGUUGAAAACACAAAACGAUCGUAAAACCAACUUGGAUUCCAUCUGUCUGAGCAAGAAUUUAAAAAAAUUAAAAAGAAAACUGGAUGUACACGUGGCUAGACAGCUCUUUGUGGAUGAGAAGUACAAAUUUAUCUAUUGUGAGGUGCCAAAAGUAGGCUGUUCUAACUGGAAGAAAAUUGUUUUGCUACUCAGGCUCAACUUGAGUAGGGAUGUCUUUGAAGUAAGCCAGGAAGAGAUUCAUAAAACAAACCUUCUAAAGCGGUUGAGUUCUUAUCCAUCUAAACAACAAGCAGAAUUUUUGAACUCCUUCACCAAAGUGAUGUUUACCAGGCAUCCCCUAGAAAGACUGGUCUCAGCUUACAGAGACAAAUUAUUGCAUGAUGAACCUUACUAUAGCAUCACAGUGGCAAAUAAGAUUAAAGCCUUGUUUAGGACAGACAAAAACCUUACAGGGCCUGUGACUUUUCAAGAGUUUGUAAACUAUGUUAUAACAAGCAAUGACAAACAUCUGGAUAUACAUUGGAAACCAAUGUUCCAGUUGUGUGAUCCCUGCAAUAUUCACUAUGACAUCUUGGGAAAAUAUGAGACGCUGCAGGAAGAUGUCAAUCAUACUCUCAGCAGACUCAGAGUUCCAGAGAUUGUCCGAUAUCCAGACAGUAAAUUUUAUGCACAAAGGACAAACAAGAACUUCACUACCCAAUAUCUAAAAAAACUGGACUGGAACCAAAUACAGAAACUCAUGAAACUUUAUCAGAUAGAUUUCUCUUUAUUUAAUUACACUUUUACUGUUAAAAUGGAAAUGUCAUUUUCAGGCUAAAUCAUACUUCUAUUUUCUGGAUACCUACCUUUGGGAGUAAGGCAAGAAUUUGCUAGAAAAAAAAUACAUUUUCUGAGGUGACAUGUAUUUUAGAAAAAAAUACAUUUAUAUAGGCGGC